Clavispora lusitaniae ATCC 42720 is the source of this 2232-nucleotide messenger RNA. RefSeq names its product biotin--[acetyl-CoA-carboxylase] ligase. The record is from RefSeq and is a predicted model, not a curated record. Lineage: Eukaryota; Fungi; Ascomycota; Pichiomycetes; Serinales; Metschnikowiaceae. Gene Ontology annotation, cellular component: cytoplasm. Gene Ontology annotation, molecular function: biotin--[biotin carboxyl-carrier protein] ligase activity. Gene Ontology annotation, biological process: protein modification process.
AUGAUGCCUAUGGGUCUUGGGAGGCACGGGUGCAGAGACUUGAGUCGUUUCUUGAGUCGCGAGUCGAUUGAUUUUGAGUCACUGGAGACUCAAGGCCUGAGCAUUUCCUUUCCAAUCAUUAAUUUUUUCCGGAUUAAUUUUUUCCGGCGCCAUCUCUUUCUGUCUUCUUCUCCAAUGAACGUGCUUGUUUAUUCGGGCCAAGGCACCACAAAAGAAUCUGUCAAGCAUACCAUCGACAGUCUAAGACUCCAUCUUUCUCCAUACUAUGCUGUGGUGCUGGUGUCGGAGUCUGCGCUUUUGAACGACCCGUGGCAGACGAAAACUGCCAUGCUUGUCAUUCCUGGAGGCGCCGAUUUGCCGUACUGUGAUGUUUUGAACGGCGAAGGCAACGCCCGUAUUUCUCAGUUUGUAAGACGGGGCGGCAAGUUCAUUGGUUUUUGUGCUGGCGGGUAUUUUGCCGCCAAACGAUGUGAAUUUGAAGUGGGCGAUCCGCAAAUGGAGGUCAGCGGCCCCCGCGAACUUGGCUUCUUCCCUGGAACUUGCCGUGGCUGUGUGUACAAGGGCUUUUCUUAUGGGUCUCACGAAGGAUCGCGAGCAGUGGCCAUGAAGACCACCUCGGCUUUGGUGGAUGUUCCUGACACAGUCGUCACAUACUACAAUGGAGGCGGAAUGUUUAUGGACGCUUCAAAGUAUCCUGGCGUCGAGGUUCUUGCGAGAUAUGUAGGGGAAACAGAUGUAUCCGAUUCGGGUGAUAUGGCUGCAGUCAUUUACACCAAGGUGGGAAAAGGGGACGUUUUGCUAUCUGGGACGCAUCCAGAGUUCUUACCCUCUUUGAUGAAACCAGAAAAGGACGAUUUGCACUUCCAGCACGUUGUUUCUGAGCUUGAAAAUGAGGAUGCUGGCAGACGGCAGUUUCUCAGAGCAUGUUUGAUCAAAUUGGGCCUUAAGGUGAACACUGACGCUGACGCAGGUGUCCCCCGUCUUACGCCCAUUUACUUGUCGUCCCAUUCCGACCCAAAGAGGGCUCAGGCCAUUUUGUCCGAUUUGAAAGAGAAUAUGGACUUUGUCGGCCAAAACACAUUCGAAGAUGUCCAUGACACCUUUGUCAUCCAUGAGGAAAACGAAGCAGACCACGAGCUUCUGAUUCAGGAGGGUGAAGUUCCGGAUUCCAUAGACGAACUCUGCGAAGCACCUAAACACGUCAAGAUUUUCACCUCGGAUCUUUUACCAAAAAACGAAGAAACACCGUAUUUCAAUAUGCGUGCUUAUUUCGAACACUUGCAAAGGCUUUAUAAUGCGAACAAUGUCCCAGAGAACGAAAGAAGUUUCGGCUCGGUUCUAGCAUACGGUGAAGUUGUCACUUCUACCAAUACUCUCCUUGAUGCCAAUCCUCGUUGGUUGCGUUAUUUGCCUCCGGGAACAACAUUCACAGCAACAACACAAAUUGCCGGAAGAGGAAGGGGCGGAAAUGUGUGGAUCAAUCCGAAAGGAGUGAUGGCCACUUCGAUUCUUUUCAAAGUGCCUAGUGGGCCACAACAAAGCUCCUCUAUAGUGACUUUGCAGUACCUCUGCUCUUUGGCGUUUAUUGAGCUGGUCUUAGGGUAUGGAUCUGACAUACAGGGCAAGGGAUGUGGCUACGAAGAUAUGCCACUUAAACUCAAAUGGCCAAACGACAUGUAUGCGUUGAAAACUGAGUUUUUUAACUCCUUGGCCGAUAAAGAUGAGACCAGCUCCACAGUGGAGGGUGAUGAUCAGAAGUGGGCCAAGAUCUCCGGCGCUUUAAUCAACUCGCAGUUUUUGAAUGGCCAAUUCUACCUUGUAUGGGGCGGUGGAAUCAAUGUUUCUAAUUCUGCGCCCACUACAUCGCUCAAUUUGGUUUUGGCAAAGCUCAACGAAAUCAGAGCGAAAAUGGGACGGCCACCGCUUCCUGCUUUUGAGCAUGAGGCUCUUUUGGCCAAACUUGUAUUUACUAUGGGUCAAUUCUACAGUGUUUUCGAACGUCUGGGCUUGAAACCAUUUUUGCCGCUUUAUUACAAGCGUUGGUUCCACCUGUCGCAGCGGGUUAAGGUUGAGGCAGGAGAUGGCCGAAGCAGGGACUGUAUUAUAAGGGGCAUCACUAGUGAUUACGGUCUCUUGCUUGCCGAGGACAUAAACACUCAUGAAACCUUGGAGUUGCAGCCAGACGGAAACUCCUUUGAUAUCUUCAAAGGUUUGGUGUAUAAGAAGCGGUGA